AUGCAAAACCUCACCGAAGUUCUAAACGGUACCUCUUCGGAUAACUCAUCUGAUUUGGCGUUGUCCACAAGCACGGUUUCUACCAGUACUAUCGCAGAGACGACUACAACGACAUCAGAGGAGUUAUCGCUUACAACGUUCGUAACUGCAUCUGAUCACAGCACUGCCACAUCAAUUGCAUUCAUUUCACUUGUAGUGUUUGGAGUUGCAUGUGCUCUCAUCGCAAAAAUUGUGAUAAGUCACAGAAAAAAGAGAGCUGAACUGAUCGGAUCAGCCAGAUGGAGAAUAUCCGCGUCACGCCAAAGCGCUUCAUCAGCGUCAAGUGGUGGAAACGGGGGAUCCGCCACCUAUCUCCAGAUGGGACGUGGCGGAAACAACCGUUCAUUGAACAAUCAACGUCAACCCCUCAACUCACCACUCGACCACCCAACUGCCGAUCGUCUUGAUUGGGAGCGUCAGUUCUUCGAUGAUUCGGAAGCUACGACGCCAUCGAGACUUGUCUUCCGUUAA
Messenger RNA from Caenorhabditis briggsae, 510 nucleotides. The transcript is spliced from 4 exons. The record is from RefSeq and is a predicted model, not a curated record. The coding region runs from base 1 to 510 and encodes 169 amino acids. NCBI's taxonomy places the organism in Eukaryota, Metazoa, Nematoda, Chromadorea, Rhabditida, Rhabditidae.